AUGUGGCGAAAUUGGCUGUCAAGGUCACCGACACCUUCUCGACACGGUGACGAGGAGGAAUGUAGAUCGGCCACCCUGCCACGUCAACAACACCACCAGCACCGAGACGGUCCUGAGGCGUCUCAUCGACCUAGCAGUUUAAAUGCCCCUCGAGAGAAGAAGAGUCGCUUCGACUUUCUUCGACCAAAACGGUGGCGCACUCUAUCUCGCUCGCGUCACACUUCACCCAAACGCCAUUGCUCCACAUCAGCUGAAGACGUUGCGACUCGGCAUAGUAGUAGCGGCUCUCGUACCCCAACCAACGAGGAAGCAAAUCGCACAGCCCUUCCACUUUGCCUACAUGACUCUGUCUCCACGGGGAUAGAUGAUGUCACUCCCAAAGCGGAAGACGCGGAUAAAUCAAUAAAGAUGUCGCUUGAGUCCUCAGGCGACAAAGAGAUCAUCGGGACAUCCACCCAUGCUCUCGAGUCGAGACGAUUGAGUAGAAAAGACUCAGGCAAAGAACAAGCCCAACACCAAACCUCAAAGCCUUCACUAUUCCAUUUUGUCAAAAAGACGUCCGAGAGGAAUGAAGAUCAAACGGUCAGUCAUUGA
Messenger RNA from Hydatigera taeniaeformis, 594 nucleotides. The record is from the annotation of a GenBank genome assembly. NCBI's taxonomy places the organism in Eukaryota, Metazoa, Platyhelminthes, Cestoda, Cyclophyllidea, Taeniidae.